Messenger RNA from Effrenium voratum, 5039 nucleotides. The record is from the annotation of a GenBank genome assembly. Lineage: Eukaryota; Dinophyceae; Suessiales; Symbiodiniaceae.
CUACCCUCCGGGGCCGGCCUUUGUGCCCCAAACCGCGCCCUUUGCGUGGUGCAUCGUGGUGCCAUGGCGACGCUGCACGGCUUGUUUGAGCAGCAGGUUCCCAAGGCGCCUUCAAAGGUUGCGGUGCAAUGGCGGGAAGCUUCGCUGUCUUACGCGGAGUUGGAUCGUUGUGCCGACGCGAUGGCCGGGCGCCUCUGCAGAGAAGGCGCCAGGCGUGGGGAAAUUGUGGGCCUGAUGCUGGACCGGAGCUUGGAGAUGGUGGUGGCUAUCAUCGGCUGCCUGAAGUCCGGGGCCGCAUAUGUUACUCUUCUCCCCACCUGGCCCGCACAGCAACGCCUGGAGAUACUGCGAGAGGCCGAGAGCCGCAUCCUCAUCCUGCAGAGCAGCUUCCACGAGGACUUGGCAGCCUUUGACGGCGCAAAGCUCACCUUCGAUGACUGCAGGCUGUCGGAGCCCAGUACAAGCCGAGUGCCUGUCGAAGCCACGGAUCUCGCAUAUAUCAUCUACACAUCUGGCAGCACGGGUAAACCCAAGGGUGUCAUGAUGCACCACGGAGGCACCGCUAACAAUAUUGCUUGCAAUGCCCAUCUGUCUUGCAGCGAGGCCUCACGCUGCUGCUUUUCGAACAAGUACUCUUUUGAUGUCCAUGUCGCGGACAUCUUUAAGCCACUGUCCGUGGGAGCCACUGUAGUCGUCACACGCGAUAUCUUCCGGAUCCCUCCGGUCGACGUGGUGUCGACCUUGCCGAACAAGAUCGCAAUGGCUAAGGUGCCGAAGUCUCUCAGAACGAUCAUCUUCACUGGGGAAGGCAUCACUGAAGCUUGCAUUCGCCCUGUGCCAGUGACAACCCAAGUCUUGAACAUCUAUGGUGCCACCGAAUUUUUUGAUGCAACGCUGAAGCGUAUCGAUAGGUCCACAUUCCCUGCAAGGAUUCAGUCGAUGGGGAAACCUUUGGGCGAUUACGUCCAGCUUUGGGUAAUGGAUCCAGAGACUCGUCAGCAGAAGCCUUGCGAAGAGCCUGGGGAGCUUGUCGUUGGGGGUUUUCAAGUGGCUAAAGGCUACAUCAAGCGCCCAGAGCUCACGGCCUUCAAGUUCUUCCCGGAUCCGUGGACUGCAUCUCCGGCCUACCGCACCGGAGACUUGGUGCGCUGCUGCCAGGACGGGGAGUUUGAGUAUUUGGGUCGAGUGGAGCACCGGGUGGAGGUGCGCGGCACCCGCAUCGACCUGAGCAGUGUGGAGGACGCGCUGGCGGCAGUGCCCGGAGUGACCAGCGCAGCGGCGGUGGUCAGAGGCGACCCGCCCCGGCUCCUGGCCUACGUCAGCCCCAGAGCUGCCCAAGCAGAAGCGCAGGAAGCCGCGCGCAGCAUGCGGCACCUGGCGCCGGAUGUCAUCAUCGCCGUGGAGGAGUGGCCACGCACCAGCAGCGGCAAAAUCGACAAGAACCGCUUGCAUGAGUUGGAUGCGACCGGAGUCCUAGCAGGAAGUGAGGGAUCGAGCCCCAAAGCAAAGCGGGCGCAGCGAAUGUUUCACGAUGAGGUCACGGACGAGACUGGACCGGGCAAUGAGAGCGAUGUAGAUGCGGAUGUUGAUGCGGACUUCCAAGGCGUAGCCAGAUGCCAGGAACUUGCACGUUUUGCGGUGGAACAAGCUGCGCUUUGUGAUGGCCUCCCCCGUGCUGUCCAAGUCCAGGCCUACCGGACAGGCCUGGUGGUCUUUAACCAGGCUCUACCAGGGACUCCAGAAUUACCUCCUUUGUCCCUGGUCCCGUCACCCGUCCCCAGCGGCCAGCUUCAGCACCUCCAGUUGUUGGCCCCCAUCUUCAGCCGGCUCGUGGACCGCGUGUCCUGUGAUCUGCGGUGGUUGACGAAGUGUUUGGCUCCUGUCAGCGACCCCUGGCUGUGUCGGCUUCUGGGUAUGGCCCAGGAGGUCUAUGGCCCCGGCGGCAAGGAUCCCGCAGCCCAGCCCCGGCUGCUGCUGAUGCGCCAGGACUACUUGCUCGGCGGCGACGGCCGCUAUCGGCAAGUGGAGAUCAACACCAUCGCAGUGGCCUUUGCCGGGUUUACCGAGCAGCUUUCCCUGGUGCAUCAGCACACACUGGCCGAGGCCAAGCUUGCAUUGUCCGAUGCCUGGCCUCUUGAAGACAACACCCCCAGCACGGACUACGCUGCCGCCCUAGCUGCCGCACACAACGAAUACAUGAAGCGAUUUGGUUCUGACAACGGCCAUGCUCCUCGUGUUUGCUUCUAUUGCUUUCCGGACGACUUUUUGGAGAUGGACCAGUGCCAUAUCGAAAGCGCCCUUCGCCGACUGAAGGUGCCCACUUUCAGGGCCUUCUUAGGAGCUAAGGUGACCUUGGGUGAUGCGAGCACGGGCGGCACGCUGUUGAUUGAUGGUGUGGAGGCCUCCGUUGUUUUUCUCCACUGCACGUUCUGUCCAGAGCACUUUGCGCAUGAAGGGGAGUGGCACUCCCGAAAGCUCAUGGAGCUCUCUCGAGCAAUCAAAGUGCCAUCUCUUCUGGGGCACCUUGCAGGGGCUAAGCGGGUGCAACAAGCUCUGUCACGCUGGGAAGAGCUGAGCCGCUUCCUGCCGCCAGAGGAUGCUGGUCGCUGCAUGUCGGUUUUUGUGGCCCAAUAUGAUCCGUCACAACCAGCUUCGGCUGGCGCAGUGGAGAAUGCAUUGGAGAGGCCGGAACGUUGGGUGCUGAAGCCCCAGCGCGAGGGAGGCGGCAAUAACUUUUUUGGCGCUGCCUUGGCUGAACAGCUUCGUGGCAAUGACCUCAGCCAGUUUGUGCUCAUGGAGAAGAUUGUCUCCCCCAGUAUGCCAGCCAUGCUGCUGAAGGCCGGUGUGGCGACGUCCGUGGAGGCCGUCUCGGAGCUCGGGAUCUUCUCCGCCCAUUUGGCCGUGGAUCAUGAGAUCCUCAGCACGGUGGGGGGCGCCAUGCUGCGCACCAAGGCGUCAUCCUCCGAGGAAGGUGGUGUUUGCGCCGGCCACGGUGCCAUCGACACGCCGCUGGUGGUCAGUGAAGUUGGAGGGCAAGGUGGUGCCCAUGCUGGCCAAAUCCCAGCGGAGAAGUGCCUCCUGUUGGUGUGUGGUUUGCCUGGCAGCGGGAAGACUCAGUUCUGCAAGGCGCUAGCAGACAGCGCAGCGAAGUUCUUCCUCGUGACCACAUGGCAUCACCUGAGCUACGACUCGCCCUCACGAACUGAAAGGGAGACGAUUUCCAAUCGGGUUGACGCGCUGCUCACGGCACCAGGCUCUGCUGCAAUUCUGUUGGACGACAACAUGUACUCAAGCAUCACACGCGCGCACUGGGCUCAGGUCGCCAUAGACAAGAACUGCGCAUUUCAUCAACUUUUUCUGAAGGCUCCGCUGGACCUUUGCUUGGAGCGGAACUCGCUGCGACCCAGCGCCGUUCCUGACUUUUCGAUUCGAUACAUGGCUGAGGUCUUUGAAUGGCCACAAGACGGCACAUGGGAAGGCCAACACAGCAUGAUGCUCAAUGCCCAAGAGACUGCCAGCCAGCAGGUGGAUAGCUUCUUGCAUCAUCUUCCCGCGGCCAAGUUUUGGGAGAGAGUUCGGCCUCCUGACACAGCCCUGCCUCGAAAAGAUGCUCACAACAUGGACCUGGACCUCCGGAAGAUUGUGUCCUUGGCCCUGAAGGAUGCGAAACUGCCAAAGCUGGCCAUGCCCGUCCUGGCCAAGCAGUGGAGCACCCGCAAGGCAGCCCUGGUGGCGGAGUCGCAGGCCAAGGCCAGCGCGGCAGAUACCUCAGCGCUGCGCCACGAGAUGGUCGAGACCUUCCUGCGGUCCUGCAUGGCCGACGUGAGUGCUGCCAGCGCAGCAAGCCCAUCCAAGCAAGAUGGGCCAGACAAGGACCUUGACAAGGAGGAGGUAUCGGUGCUGGGGCCACCAUUUCGGUGGCUACCAGCAGAGUGUGGCUGUUACUUCACUGACAACAUCUACGCAAGACUUGUGGAUGCAUAUUUUAAGGUGCUCAACCCAGAGAUGGAAGCGGCUGAAUUCUGGAAGGUCAACGACAGGGAGUACGAUGCAGCCACCCGCAGUCAGAUCUUUGCCGAGGCCGUGAACACAGCAAAGAGGAGGAAGGAGGCGCCACAGGUCUUUCGAAAGAACCUGAGCACGGUGCUCAAGCAAUACCGGCCAAAGCACCCAGAGCUUUUCCUUCGAAAAGCGGACGUGAGGGUUCCCUUCCCCCCGAGUCAGGCGGCGGAAGUCUUCAAGUCAGGUUUUUUGGAGAUUUGGGAGCAGGCCAGGGGGGGCAAAGAGCUGGGAGCGAAGCACGUCCACGACAGUUGCCAUGAGUGUCCCUUCCUUUCAGAUGCCUUUGUGGAACAGCUGAAGGCCGAGCUGCGGCAUUUCAAAGAGCAGAAGCUGCCACACCAGCAGCCGAACAGCAUGAACAGGAAUGGAUGCAUUCUCAACGAGAUUGGUUUGGGCCCCUUAAUGGAUCGAAUGAUCUAUGUCUACCUGAUGCCGGUGUGCCGUGCUCUGUAUCCAGAUCUGCUACCUGGGGUCGAUUCACAUCACUCGUUCAUCGUAGAAUAUGGCCCAAACAUGGAUACCAACCUCGGAGUCCAUGAUGACAACUCCGAGGUCACCAUCAAUGUGUCUUUGAGCCAGGAUUAUUCAGGAGGCGAGCUGGUAUUGUACCACCGCGCGAGAGUUGCGCAUCCGCAAAAGCUGGAGAAAAAGCCGUACUAUCACCGGACAACUCAUGGCACCAUGCUCCUGCACCCUGGUGAGCUCUUGCAUGAGGUACUCCCUGUCACGGCUGGAAAUCGUCAAGGUCUUAUCAUUUGGCUUCGCAGCGAUGCCUUCAGAAAGAAGCACGGCUGCCCACUUUGCCAAAGUACCGACCGUCUCCUUUACGCGUGAGCCAUGUGAGCCACAAGGCCAAGAGACUGUCUGUGCUGGCAUGUCUUGUGAUUUGUGCACACUUACCUGACUAAGAGAGCACAGAUUGAAGUUGGCUUCCGCUGGUGCAGCACUCACUUGUAGUUUCACGCACGCCAGCUCUA